Molecule: messenger RNA, 1345 nt
Organism: Amaranthus tricolor (Joseph's coat)
Lineage: Eukaryota; Viridiplantae; Streptophyta; Magnoliopsida; Caryophyllales; Amaranthaceae
Exons: 3
Coding region: 234-797 (187 amino acids)
Biological process (GO): translation
Cellular component (GO): ribosome
Molecular function (GO): 5S rRNA binding; structural constituent of ribosome
Source: RefSeq, a predicted model, not a curated record
AAUUACUAUUAGCUUAACGCCUAAACCCAAUACAGCGAACUAGCGAAGUGAAUUCACGGUUCACCCCACUGCUUCCUCACUUCACUCUCCCCCGUAGUCCACAUUCCAGCCGCCGCCCUCCACGUCAGCUGCCAGACGCCACCUUCCACCAGUCACUACCCUCUGCUACCGGCGCCGUUUUUCAAGCGGUAUUGUCUCUUGUGCCUACUAGAGUUGAACUUUUUGCUUCUGGGAUGUUAAAGAAUUUGUUUGGGGAAUUGGUUAGUAAGGGACUGCACAACAAUGGAUGCAGUAAAGGAACACAUUGGUUAUAUUUGCUAACAAAAAACAUUCAUACUGGACAGUCUCAUUGUUCUCCAAGAAGCUUCUUCGGAGUUGAAGAUUACCUGGAUGAUGAUAAUAGCCGGCCAUAUACAUACCAGAAGGAGAAGAAAUCAAAGAAUCCGCAGAAACACAUAUCAUUUAAGCAGCGGACAGUGGCCUAUAUGGAACCCUUCACCCUGGAUGUGUUCAUCUCAAAGCGCUUUGUUCAGGCCUCAAUAACCCAUCGAGUGACAUGCAAGCAGGUUGCAGUUGCAGGUACAAACUCCAAGGAUAUAAAAGCCGCUCUCAGGUCUCGAUGUGAUAUACCAGCGUGUUUGGCUGUUGGUAAAAUUCUUGCUGACAGGUCAAGAGAAGCAGACGUUUACACAGCAUCUUAUACACCACGAGCUCGGGACAAAUUUGAAGGGAAGAUUCGAGCGGUCGUACAAUCUAUUAUCGACAGUGGCAUCGAUGUUAAAGUCUAUCUUGACUGACUACAUGCCGUGAUAUACUAAUAGUGCUAUUUGUUGCGGUUUUGUGGCUCGAGCCUUGGGUUAGCUCUUGCUCUGGCCCGAGUCAAAGAAAUACCCGUUGCUAGUUAGAUCGAUAGUCUUAGUGUUUGUAUAAUUGUGUGGAAGCUUCGAUAAUGAUGGAAAAUAGCUUGCCAUUGUGCAUAUUUUGCUGUGGCCCGAGUGAAUGCAUGCAGUUAGAAGUAAACUUGUCAAGUCUCAAGGACUCAAAAUAUCUUGCACGGUUGCACCAAUUUCUUUUGGGUUCAUAAAUGUUUCACUUUAAGGCAAUUGAACUAUUUAUUGAAUCCUAUCUACCAUAUUUCAUAAAUUAAGCAGAUAGUAAUUUGUAUAAAGUAGUGCCAAAUGUUUUGUAGUAAAUUCAACAAGACAAUGAGACAAUGGAGUAGUGGAAGUGGCAGUUAAAAAUGCCGCACCAUGGGCCAUGUUAGUGGGCUUUAUAUCAAAUGCUUUUGGGUUAUAGUAGAACUCUUUGAUGGUGUUUAAGAUAUGAAUCCUUGCACAACCUAAUA